Messenger RNA from Indicator indicator, 1841 nucleotides. It is a transcript of the gene EEF1A1, whose product is annotated as eukaryotic translation elongation factor 1 alpha 1. NCBI's taxonomy places the organism in Eukaryota, Metazoa, Chordata, Aves, Piciformes, Indicatoridae. The transcript is spliced from 8 exons. Gene Ontology annotation, molecular function: translation elongation factor activity; GTPase activity; GTP binding. The coding region runs from base 106 to 1494 and encodes 462 amino acids. The record is from RefSeq and is a predicted model, not a curated record. Gene Ontology annotation, biological process: translation; translational elongation.
GCUGGAGGGAUUGCGUGCCCUAGAGGGCCUAGUAGUCACCGCGUAAGCGGUUAUACUGUGUCGAUUCUCCUUUGCCGAAAGAAAGGACUUUAGCUGAUAUCCAAAAUGGGAAAGGAGAAGACCCACAUCAACAUCGUUGUCAUCGGCCACGUCGAUUCUGGCAAGUCCACCACCACCGGCCAUCUCAUCUACAAAUGCGGUGGGAUCGACAAGAGGACCAUCGAGAAGUUCGAGAAGGAAGCCGCUGAGAUGGGCAAAGGUUCCUUCAAAUAUGCCUGGGUCUUGGACAAGCUGAAAGCUGAGCGUGAGCGUGGUAUCACUAUUGACAUCUCCCUCUGGAAGUUUGAGACAAGCAAAUACUACGUCACCAUCAUUGAUGCUCCUGGACACAGAGACUUCAUUAAGAACAUGAUUACUGGAACUUCUCAGGCUGACUGUGCUGUCCUGAUUGUGGCUGCUGGUGUUGGUGAGUUCGAGGCAGGCAUUUCCAAGAACGGGCAGACCCGAGAGCAUGCCCUUCUGGCCUACACCCUGGGUGUCAAACAGCUGAUCGUUGGUGUCAACAAGAUGGAUUCCACUGAGCCCCCUUACAGCCAGAAGAGAUAUGAAGAGAUUGUCAAAGAAGUCAGCACCUACAUCAAGAAGAUUGGCUACAACCCAGACACUGUAGCUUUUGUGCCAAUUUCUGGUUGGAACGGAGACAACAUGCUGGAGCCUAGCUCUAACAUGCCCUGGUUCAAGGGAUGGAAGGUUACCCGAAAAGAUGGCAGUGCCAGUGGAACCACCCUCCUUGAAGCUCUGGACUGCAUCCUGCCACCCACUCGUCCCACUGACAAACCUCUGCGUCUGCCUCUCCAGGAUGUCUACAAAAUUGGUGGCAUCGGCACAGUGCCGGUGGGCCGUGUGGAAACUGGCGUCCUGAAGCCUGGCAUGGUGGUGACCUUCGCCCCUGUCAACGUCACCACUGAAGUCAAGUCUGUGGAGAUGCACCAUGAGGCCCUGGCUGAGGCCCUGCCUGGGGACAACGUUGGCUUCAACGUGAAGAACGUGUCCGUAAAGGACGUCCGCCGCGGCAACGUGGCUGGGGACAGCAAGAACGACCCUCCCAUGGAAGCUGCUGGCUUCACUGCGCAGGUCAUCAUCCUGAACCACCCUGGGCAGAUCAGCGCUGGCUAUGCCCCAGUGCUGGACUGCCACACUGCUCACAUUGCUUGCAAGUUCGCUGAGCUGAAGGAGAAGAUCGAUCGUCGUUCUGGCAAGAAGCUGGAGGAUGGGCCCAAGUUCCUCAAGUCUGGAGAUGCUGCCAUCGUGGAUAUGAUCCCUGGCAAGCCCAUGUGUGUUGAGAGCUUCUCCGAUUAUCCUCCUCUUGGUCGCUUUGCUGUGCGUGACAUGAGGCAGACGGUCGCUGUUGGUGUCAUCAAGGCAGUUGACAAGAAGGCUGGCGGAGCUGGCAAGGUCACAAAGUCUGCCCAGAAGGCCCAGAAGGCCAAAUGAAAAUUCUGUCCAUCAGCUGCCACCUCAGUCUUAAUCAGUGGUGGAAGAAGGGUCUCAGAACUGGUUGUCUCAAUUGGCCAUUUAAGUUUAAUAGUCAAAGACUGGUUAAUGAUUACAAUGCAUCGUAAAAGCUUCAGAAGGAAAGGAAUGUUUGUGGACCAUUUGUUUCGUGGCAGUUUAAGUUAUUAGUCUUUAAAAAGCAAAAAGGCAAAACAAAAAAAGUUGAUUAAUUUUUUUAAAAUGGAAACUUCACCAAAAAAAAGUAAUUUCACAAAAACUACAACAAAAUCUGUCACAGAAUUUGAGACCAUUAAAGCAAAAAGUUCAAUGCUACGUCUCUGUGUUCU